This is a messenger RNA of Mugil cephalus (flathead mullet), 4973 nucleotides long. It is a transcript of the gene adgrg2a, whose product is annotated as adhesion G protein-coupled receptor G2a. The transcript is spliced from 15 exons. The coding region runs from base 1568 to 4183 and encodes 871 amino acids. Gene Ontology annotation, cellular component: membrane. Gene Ontology annotation, biological process: cell surface receptor signaling pathway; adenylate cyclase-activating G protein-coupled receptor signaling pathway. NCBI's taxonomy places the organism in Eukaryota, Metazoa, Chordata, Actinopteri, Mugiliformes, Mugilidae. Gene Ontology annotation, molecular function: G protein-coupled receptor activity. The record is from RefSeq and is a predicted model, not a curated record.
UAACAACACAACUACAGCCACAACUACAGCCACACCUUCUGUCAGUAACACAACAGGUAACAACACAACUACAGUCACACCUUCUGUCAGUAACACAACAGGUAACAACACAACUACAGCCACACUUUCUGUCAGUAAAACAACAGGUAACAACACAACUAUACCCACACCUUCUGUCGGUAACACAACAGCUAACAACACAACUACAGACUCACCUUUUGUCGGUAACAUAACAGCUAACAACACAAUUACAGCCACAACUACAACCACACCUUCUGUCAGUAACACAACAGGUAACAAAACAACUACAGCCACACCUUCUGUCAGUAACACACAAGGUAACAACGCAACUACAGCUACACCCUCUGUCAGUAACACAACAGUUAACAACACAACUACAGCCACACCUUCUGUCAGUAAAACAACAGGUAACAACACAACUGUACCCACACCUACUGUCGGUAACACAACAGGUAACAACACAAUUACAGACUCACCUUCUGUCGAUAACACAACAGGUAACAACACAACUAUAGCCACACCUUCUGUCAGUAAAACAACAGGUAACUACACAACAACAGCUACACCUUCUGUCAGUAAAACAACAGAUAACAACACAACUACAGCCACACCUUCUGUCAGUAAAACAACAGGUAACAACACAACUACAGCCACAACUACAGCCACACCUUUCGUCAGUAACACAACAGGUAACAACGCAACUACAGCCACACCUUCUGUCAGUAAAACAACAGGUAACAACACAACUAUACCCACACCUUCCGUCAGUAACACAACAGCUAACAACACAACUACAGACACGCCUUCUGGCGGUAACACAACAGCUAACAACACAACUACAGCCACACCUUCUGUCAGUAAAACAACAGGUAACAACACAACUAUACCCACACCUUCUGUUGGUAACACAACAGCUAACAACACAACUACAGACACACCUUCUGUCGGUAACACAACAGCUAACAACACAACUACAGACACACCCUCUGUCAGUAACACAACAGGUAACAACGCAACUACAGCCACACCUUCUGUCAGUAACACAACAGGUAACAACACAACUACAGCCACACCCUCUGUCAGUAACACAACAGGUAAUAACACAACUACAGCCACACCUUCUGUCAGUAACACAACAGGUAACAACACAACUACAGCCACACAUUCUGUCAGUAACACAACAGCUAACAAGACAACUACAGCCACACCUUCUGUCAGUAACACAACAGGUAACAAGACAAUUACAGCCACACCUUCUGUCAGUAACACAACAGAUAACAGAACUACAGCCACACCUUCUGUCAGUAACACACAAGGUAACAACGCAACUACAGCCACACCUUCUGUCAGUAACACAACAGAUAACAACACAACUACAGCCACAUAUUCUGCCAAUCACACAACACAGUACAACGAAACUAUAAUCACAACAGUAACAAACAGGACACUAUCCAGUAGUUUAGUUACAAGUAACCCAACGGUCACCCCAUUUAUACUAUCUCAAAAUAACAUAAGUGCAACUACACUUAGCAACAGUUAUACAGAAAUGUACAGUGCAACUAAGGUUGUCAACAAUUCCAGAGUAACUACAGCGACUGACAGUUACACAACAAUUAGCCCAUUUACAACAUCUCCCAGUUACACAUCAGCAACUACAGCCAGCAGCAGUUACACCACAGCACACAGUACAACUACAGCCAGCAGCAGUUACACCACAGCACACAGUACAACUACAGCUAGCAGCAGUUACACCACAGCACACAGUACAACUACAGCCAGCAGCAAUUACACCACAGCACACAGUACAACUACAUCUAACAGCAAUUACACACUAAAGAACGGUUUAACGGCUAUUAUUACUCCAGCUACUUUUUCCAACAACCAAACUGUGGGAGUCAGCACGACCCAUGCAACAACUGCAGAGACACAACAGAACCAGGCUACAAAUCACACAACAGUGAGUGUAGGUCAGUCGACUGCCAACAGCAUCCAAACAACCCAAGGACCAGCUGCCAGUUUAACAGCAGCAGCAACAACAACAACAACAACAACAACAACAACAACUGAAGAAUCCAGUGUUAUCACUCAAACUACCGAAACUCCUACAACUUCCACAACUACACAUGAUCAACCUCAGACUAACACAGCUACUGCAAAAGGUUCCUUGACUACUACAACAACUCUCAAAACCACCACCCUCAACAGCCCAAACACAAACGCCGCAGUGACCAGUGCUGGGAUUAAUUCCAUAACCACCACAGAGACGACGGAGGUGGAACAAGCCAACGAGUUAUUGAAUCAAACAAGCGAUGUGUCUAAGCUCAACUCCACUGAGGUGGAGCAGUUGGUGGGUAAGCUGGAGGAGCUUCUUGACGCCCCUUCGGUCUCUCAGGACCUGGGAAAAAAGGCCCUCAGCGUUAUCAGCAACCUUAUGGUCGGUGACUCGGCGGCACUGUCUUCAACGUCUAACAGGCUGAUCCAUAUGGUGGACGACCUGGGUCUCAAGAUGGCUGUCACCGAUAAGUUUGAGAUCUUCUCAACGGAAUCACUGGUUCUGGCAGUCAGGACAGUGGAUUGGACCAACUUUCCAACAACUUCUAUUAACAUCGUUAACACACAUAAUGUUGAGCUCCGUAACCUCAGCCAGUCUCGGCUCAAGAAGUCAGACUCUGCUAUGGGGUCGGUCUUCCUGCCCUCGUCCCUCACAGCCAGUCUCAGUCUGGAGGAGCAGCAGCAGGCCAGCAGAGUCCAGUUCACUUUCUACACCAAAAGUGUUUUUUUCCAGGAUGCCUCACUGAAUAACGAAAUUCUUGUCAGUCCAGUUCUGUCCUCCAGCGUGGCCAAUCUGUCAAUCAGCAACCUGACGGAAAACAUAGAGUUUACCAUCAAAAAUAGCAACCCUAUACAUGCAAACUACGUGGCCUGUGCAUUUUGGAACUUCAGCCAAAAUGGUGGUGACGGAGGCUGGAGCCAUGCAGGUUGCAGUGUUGUCAAUAACACUUCUGAAGAAACAACCUGCAGCUGCAACCACCUCACAGCCUUUGCUAUACUCCUGGAUGUGUCUAGACAAACUGAAAAAAUAGACCCUCUGCAGGUUCAGAUUCUUACUUUCAUCACCUACAUCGGCUGCGGAAUCUCUACUUUUUUUCUUGGUGUCACCUUGAUUACACAUCUUUUGUUUGAAAAACUGCUGCGGGAUAUUCCAGCCAAGAUCCUGGUCCAGCUCUGCCUGUCCCUCCUACUCCUCAAUGUGGUCUUCUUGCUGAACAGUUGGCUGGCGCUCUAUGAUGCUGUGGGUCUGUGUAUUAGCACUGCCUUCUUCCUGCACUACUUCCUUCUGUCAUCGUUCACUUGGGCAGGUCUUGAGGCGCUGCACAUGUACCUGAGCAUCAUCCGGGUUUUCACUCCAUACCUGGGCAGAUACAUGUUGAAAUUCUCGCUGAUGGGCUGGGGCAUUCCAUUUAUCGUGGUGACUGUUGUGAUAUCAGUGGACAAAAACAACUAUGGUCCGACUUCAUAUGGAAGAAACACAAAUGGCACUUCAAAUGACUUCUGCUGGAUCCGUAACGACAAAGCGUUCUACGUGGGUGUGGUGGGCUACUACCUCCUGAUCUUCGUCCUGUGCCUGCUGGUUUUCAUCACGGUCAUGGUCCAGCUGGCCCGGAUCAAGAGGCAGAACCCUCAUAACCAGUCCCCCAACAGGGGCGUGAUGAGCGAUCUGCGCAGCAUCUGUGGCCUCGUCAUCCUGCUCGGCCUUACCUGGGGGUUCGCCCUGUUCGCCUGGGGACCCCUCUACUUACCCUUUAUCUACUUUUUCACCAUACUGAACAGUCUGCAAGGUUUCCUUGUCUUUGUUUUCCACUGUGCUGUGAAGGAAAAUGUCCGCAGGCAGUGGAGAACUUAUCUUUGCUGUGGAAAGUUGCGACUUGCUGAAAACUCAGAGUGGAGUCGGAUGGCCACCCAGAACAACAAGAACACUCAGAUCACUCGACCAUCCACCUCAGAUUUUCAUUUCGCCUCCCGGAGCUCCUCUGUCGCCAGCGCUGGCACCAACGGCAGCGGCUCUGUGUUUGCGGACAGCGGGAUAUCUGAAGGCGCCAACAGCGAUGUUGUCCUCAACGAGAUUCACAGGAGAAAUCAGUUACAGCAAGGCGAUGCGUGACGACUGUGCCAAGCAUCCGUUUCUGAUUACAGUAAUUAUCUACUCCGAGAGAGUAGUCGGUCAGAUGUUGGUGAUCUCCUGCAGCUUGAGUAAACAAAGAAAGAAAAAAAAGAAAAAAGAACGUGACAGGAGCAGAUGUACAGAAGAUAUAAGCUUUAAAGGUGUAGUGAAGGACAAAGGAAGCACUAAGAGCACUUAGACGCAGAGUAAGACGGUAUCAUUAGCGGAGAUGUGUGUCUGACUGAAUUAAUUAUUUCACUAUUACAGCUGUGCCUCAGUGUUUGUGGAGAGCGCAUGUUUGAAAGUUAGUGCUGUAGCUGUAAAUAUGAUCAUGAUAUUAUUUUAACGUGAGAAUGUGAAUGAAAACAGAAAACUGCAUUUUAUUAAUCGCCCAGAACAGGCACAGUUAGCAUAGAGUCUAUUUUUAAGUAUUCUGGUAUAUAUAUAUUUUUAACAUAAAUGUAAUUCUCAGUGUUUUAUUCAGUACUGCACUAACCUUUAUUUUUUAUAUAUUUCAGUAGAGAGUUAACUUGACAAGUCUCAUCGUAGAUGUGACACAUAGUACUUUGUGAUGGGAUGGAUUCUCUACCUUUAAUAGGGUAAAGGUCAAUCAAUGCAAUAUUUGCGCAUGCCAAAUGCUCUGUCCUAGCGUGAUGCAGGUCACAAGCUGGAAUAAGUGGCGAACUGGAGCGCCAUCAAGACUGAAGAUUUAUUUCUGGGACAGAUUUUGCCGAGUGUCCUUGUACAAGAGCAUACACAACACCAUGAAAGAGAGGAUAAUAAAACUUCC